Molecule: messenger RNA, 4190 nt
Organism: Pelobates fuscus (common spadefoot toad)
Lineage: Eukaryota; Metazoa; Chordata; Amphibia; Anura; Pelobatidae
Gene: IL6ST
Product: interleukin 6 cytokine family signal transducer
Exons: 16
Coding region: 212-2851 (879 amino acids)
Biological process (GO): cytokine-mediated signaling pathway
Cellular component (GO): signaling receptor complex; external side of plasma membrane
Molecular function (GO): cytokine binding; cytokine receptor activity
Source: RefSeq, a predicted model, not a curated record
UUUUGGAAGUCACGUGCUCAUCCUCUCCAAUCUGAGCGGAGGCUCCGCGAUCCUGGGCGACAUCAGCCAUUUGUAUGGUGUUUGGCGAGGGAGCUUUGUAACGGGCAGGCCUCGGGAUGCUGCGGCUCUCGGGGGAUACUAGGAGCUGUGUGACCUCGGUGACUCCUUCUGUGUGCACACCUCGCUGGGCGGCCGAGGUGCUGAAGGGAAGAUGUUGAUCUAUUACCUUCUGGCUCAGUUUGCCUUCCAUUUGAAUGCAGUUUUAGGUGACAUUUUAAAGCCAUGUGGACGUGUAAUUCCAGAAUCUCCUCUUGUGAGGCUCAAUUCCAACUUUACCGCAUACUGUGUCCUGGAUGAGAAAUGCAUGCCUCUGGAUUCCAGAAAAUUGAUCUGGAAAAUUCGCAAUAAGACUGUCCCAGAAAACCAGUACACCAUCAUCAAUGCAACAGUUUCCAGUGUAACUAUCAUUCCCACGUCUACAUCAGAUGAUCAGCUCACAUGCAACGCUUUAGUACAUGAAGACAUUAAAACUACUCUUCAUGGAAUCUUUUUGAAAUUGGCUUACCCUCCAGACAAGCCUGACAACUUAACUUGCAUUUCAUAUAAUGCAGAAAAUCUGACUUGUUCCUGGGAUCCUGGAAGACCAACUCUCUUGCCCACAAACUAUACUUUAAAGAGAAAGUGGCGUUAUUCACCCGAGAUAAAGGACUGCAUACCCAAAGAUGUAAAUAAUUCCUGCACAGUGGACUGGCCAAAUUUUCAACUCUAUGUUGACACACUAUUCUGGGUUGAAGCUGCAAACGAUCUGGAGACCGUAACAUCCGAUAUUCUGGAGUGGGAUAUUGCGAACAUAGUUAAGCCUAAUCCUCCUGAAAUUAAGCAGUUGGUUACUACUGUGGGGUUACCCAAAGCCAUUAAAAUAGAGUGGAAAAAUCCAAUGGAAGAUAAUCCAAAUAUGCAAAUGAAGUACAUUAUUCGAUAUCGGACCAAUAGCAGCCAAGAAUGGGAAGAGGUGCCCCAGAGUGAUACUGCCUCCCACAGAUCAUCUUUCACUCUACAAGAUCUCCUGCCAUACACUGUGUAUGUGGUUACAAUGCGUUGCAUGCAAAGGAGCGGACAAGGUUUCUGGAGUGAGUGGAGCAAAGGGAAAUAUACAACUACCCCGGAAGAUAAACCCAACAAACGUCUAUCCUUAUGGAGAAAGCUUGGUGACCCUAAUGAAUUUGGAAACCGGAGUGUUACUCUCAUAUGGAAGGUUCUAGAGCCACAGAACGCCAAUGGGAAAAUAUUGAAUUACACAGUUACCAUCCUGAAAAGACCAUCUGAGCCCUUUAUAAUCGAUAUUGUAAAUGUCACACAUUAUGAAGUAGCAAUUUCAAAAGACUUCUUUGUUGCCACUGUUAUUGCUAACAACAGCAUGGGGGCAUCUCCACCGUCACAUCUGGCUAUUCCAUCAGCAAAAAAUUCCAAAGCCCAGACUGCAGAGAUUAAAAUUGAAGUCAAACCAGACCCCAGCAAUAAAACGCUUUUGGUAGAAUGGAAAUCCCAGAUUAAAGCUGUUGAUGGUUAUGUAAUUGAAUGGUGUGUUAACUCAGAAUCCACAACCUGCGAUAUGGAAUGGCAGCGAGAGCCAAGCACAUCAAGUAAAGCAUAUCUGAGAGGCGACUUUGAACCUUUUAAAUGCUAUUUGAUCAAAGUUUUCCCAUUGUACAAUGAUGGCCGUGUCAGUUAUGUAUCCGCGGAGGCGUAUCUUAAGGAGGGAGCUCCUUCUGAAGGUCCCAGUGUUCGGACCAAGGAUGUAGAAAAACACAGCGCAAUCUUGGUGUGGAGUCCAGUGCCUCUGGAUAAACGAAAUGGGUUCAUAAAAUACUACACUCUGACGUACGCCUCCAGCCAAGGGAAUGAAACUACAUUGAAAAUAAACCAGUCUGACUCAGAAUUUACCCUUUCGCAAUUAGAGGGUGAUACACUUUACUCUGUCCGCAUGACUGCGUAUACGGAAGGUGGACAAAGGGAUGGUGCUGUAUUUACAUUCACAACACUCAGAUUUGCCAAUGGAGAAAUCGAAGCCAUUGUGGUGACUUCUUGUAUCAUCUUUCUAGUAUUCGUGCUGGCUGGAGCCAUUACAUGCUUCAGCAAACGAGACCUGAUUAAAAAACACAUUUGGCCAAAUGUUCCAGAUCCUUCAAAGAGUAACAUUGCAAAGUGGUCUCCUCAAACUCCAAGUAGGCAUGAAUUCAACCCCAAAAAUAGCCUGUUCCAAGAUGGUAGUUUUACUGAUGUCAGUGUGGUGGAAGUAUCGGAGGAAAAGAAUUCAUACAAUGAACAGGAUAUAAAACCCAUGGAUCCACUGAAGAAGAACACAUCUGAAGGCUUAAGUAGUGGUAUUGGGGGUUCUUCGUGUAUGUCAUCUCCUCAGCUGAGUGUAUCUGAUGGUGAUGGGGUUGAAUCUGCUCAAACCACAUCCAGCACUGUGCAGUAUUCCUCUGUUAUCAUUAGUGGAUAUAGAGACCAGCAGCCAACAACAGUGAUUCCACAUGUAUUUUCAAGAUCCGAAUCAACGCAACCACUUUUGGAGUCUGAAGAAAGACCUGAUGACCAACAGCCUGUAGAGGGAGAAGACCAUCCAGUGGUUGCCAGUCAAUAUUUUAAACAGAACUGCAGUCCAGAAGAAGUCACAGGCAGACUAGAGACCUCGACUAUAGAUGGGGGUCGCCUAGAAAAUGGUCUUCAAGAAGUCAUUAAAUGUCCUGAAGAACAGUCAGCAGAUUCACAAGUGGAUCAUGUUAUUGGAGGAUUAAAAAGCUAUUUGCCACAAAUUGUGAGGCGUGGUGGCUACAUGCCCCAAUAGACUGACAUUUGAGGCUGCGUUUUGGCAUAUUGUUGAAGCCAUGUUUGUGUGGCUUUAGGCAGAACACAUCCAGUAUCAUUUCUGUCCCCCAUUUUAAGAGCUGCUAAUCCGUAUUGUUUGUAUUAUGCUGUCAGAAACCAAAGAUUUUUUUUAAACAAAAAUAGAGAAGAUUAGCAGCAAGCUUCAAAUAUCCUCCAUUUGGUCCAUCAAAUUCAUUAAAUAUAUUUUACUGUAUACAAGAAGCAUUCAUUAAACAUUUGAAUUGUGUACAUAUAAUUGAAUAUAGUUAAGUAGCCAAAAUUACCAAAAUAACCUCUCUGUAAUUAUUUCAUAAAAUUUUAAAAUAAGGUGGCUUAUCCAGUGCUAAUGAUAGUUUUAAACAAAUAUCUGUGAAAUAUAUCUGCUUUGGCAUUGUAACUGUCAGUUUAAUAUGCACGAUGUUUCAGCAUGUGCGACUUACAGAUUGCUUGAACUAGAUGCAACAUAGAUCAGACUGAUAAACAUGCCAAAAUAAAUUUAGUCUUGUCAAAGAUUCCCAUCUGUAACAGGAAAAACAACAGCAACAUUUUGGUAAUCGGGGGGUGCUCAUACUCAGAUCUUCUGAUUUAAGUGGUUUUAGCAAUUCUUAAUACAAACCCAGUUUUCAGAUAUGGAUGUAUAAUUGUGUAAGACAAACAGUGCAUGGAAUCUAUUGGCACAAAGAACAUAAUAUGCAAUUAAGUGUGCACCGUCUGGGCAAACAAUAUUGUGCAUACACCUAGCAUGUCUGUGACAUAUUACAAUAUACAGUGCUCGCAAUCUGUUAAGUAUUGAUAGAUGUAAAAAGAAAAAAGCACUGAUUUUUUUUUUUUUAUGUAUGUUUUUUGUUUUUUUAAAUAGAAUUAUUAAAAUGUAAAAAAAAAUUCACACAGUCUGUUGAAGGCAUUAUUGGAACUUUCAAAAACAUCUCAGGCUUUCUAUCUUCAUAUUGUACUAGGAUGGGCUGGUGUUCUGUAUCUGCCUUGUGUGCCCUGCAUUAUAGCAGGGGUGUCUGAACUCUGCCCUCCAGCUGUUGGUCUAUAUUUCCCAUCGUUUCCUGCCAGGCAACCAUGAGAUGAAGUAAUUAUUUGUAGCCAAGCAUCAUAAAAUGGGAAUUCUAGCCAAAGCUGGACAUCUCUGCAUUCUAGUGUUCCAUAAAAAUGGAAUGUUCCCGUCUAAAUUAUCAGUAUUGUAUGCCAAGAGAUCCUUUAUUUUAUCUUCAGCCAAUUUUAAUUGCACAUUUUUACUAUAUAUAGUAUGUUUAUUAGUUUUCCAAAGCAUUACAAUUGUAUAUAUUUAAUAAAUAUUUAAAUUUGCAUUU